UGCCUAUUUAUUGUUUCUUCAUACUUUCUUUCUUUAAGACAGAUAAUUAUGAUCACUUCGUUCAUAUUUGCUUGUUCAGUUGUUUGAUAAAAAAACUGAUGUAGUUAGGUUAUGAUUCUGGUUAGAGCUUGUUUUUUAUUUUUCUUGAAAUAGGAACCAGAGUUAUUUUAUUUUUGGCUUUGUGUUAAAAUUGUCAAGAUAACAGAAUUAGCAAUUUGCUAAAAAUAGACCAUUGAAUAUCAUCAAUGCUCAUAUCCUCCACCAAAUUACAGCAUACUCCAAAAACUGGCCACACAUAUAACAGCUCACCUUUUCUCUCUUUCAUGACCUUUUUUCUCCCUCUUUUCUUCAACCACAAGCUAUCCAACAAACUCCCUCAUUCCUUCUUAUCUUUGUUCCUCCUCAUCCCCCUCUCUUCUCUCUCUCCUUCCCACCCAGGAGGGAUGGAGAUAAGAAAGAAACCAAACAUAUUCACGGUUCUCGUCAUUUAUUUUUCUUCAAUGCCUUCCAUGGCUCUCCUUCUGGCUAUUCUCCUCUUCCUCUCAGGCCCUUCUGCAUCUGCGGUAGCUGCCGCUGCUGUGGGACCUGCUACUGGUUUUAAACCGGCAGAUGAUAUUCUCAUUGAUUGUGGAAGCAAAUCGUCAUCAAAAACCCCUGAUGGAAGAGUCUUUAAGAGUGACCAAGAAACAAUCCAAUACAUAGAAGCCAAGGAAGACAUUCAGGUCUCGGCCCCGCCUUCAGACAAGGUCGCUUCUCCUAUCUACCUAACUGCAAGGAUCUUCCGUGAGGAAGCCACCUACAAAUUCCAUUUGACUCGACCUGGUUGGCAUUGGGUUCGCCUUCAUUUCUUGGCCUUCCCUAAUGACAAGUUCGAUCUUCAACAAGCAACCUUUUCCGUUUUAACGGAGAAAUAUGUGCUGCUUCAUAACUUCAAAAUAAGUAACAAUAACAAUGAUAGUCAAGCUGUUGUUCAGAAGGAGUAUCUCGUCAACAUGACAGAUGCUCAAUUCGCCCUCAGGUUCAGACCUAUGAAAAGCUCUGCAGCGUUCAUCAACGCUAUCGAAGUCGUGUCAGCUCCAGACGAACUGAUCUCUGAUUCUGGCACUGCCCUUUUCCCUGUCAAUGGGUUCUCGGGUCUGUCUGAUUACGCUUACCAGUCUGUUUAUAGAGUCAAUGUCGGUGGUCCCUUGAUCAUGCCUCAGAAUGAUACAUUAGGAAGAACCUGGAUACCGGAUAAGGAAUUCUUGAAAGAUGAGAACUUGGCAAAGGACGUCAAAACAACCCCUUCAGCAAUCAAGUACCCACCGGAAGUUACACCUUUGAUUGCUCCACAGACGGUCUAUGCAACAGCUGUGGAAAUGGCUAAUUCUCUCACCAUAGACCCUAAUUUUAACGUCUCCUGGAAUUUCCCCUCCAACCCAUCGUUUAACUACCUUAUCCGGCUUCAUUUCUGUGAUAUCGUUAGCAAGUCUCUCAAUGACCUCUACUUUAAUGUGUACAUUAACGGGAAAACUGCCAUUUCUGGGCUGGAUUUGUCCACUGUCGCUGGGAAUCUAGCAGCUCCUUACUACAAAGACAUUGUUGUGAACGCAACACUUAUGGGCCCUGAGCUCCAAGUCCAGAUUGGUCCCAUGGGAGAAGAUACAGGGACCAAAAACGCGAUCUUGAACGGUGUUGAGGUUCUGAAGAUGAGCAAUUCCGUGAACAGCCUUGAUGGAGAGUUUGGAGUUGAUGGUAGAACCACUGGCAUGGGGAAGCAUGGUAUGGUUGCAACCGCGGGGUUUGUGAUGAUGUUUGGAGCUUUCAUUGGUCUGGGAGCCAUGGUUUACAGGUGGAAGAAGAGGCCACAAGAUUGGCAGAAGAGAAACAGUUUCUCCUCUUGGUUGCUACCAAUACAUGCUGGUGAUAGCACUUUCAUGACGAGCAAAGGUGGUUCUCAGAAAUCCAACUUCUACAACUCAACACUUGGUCUCGGCCGCUAUUUCUCCCUUUCAGAGCUUCAAGAAGCCACAAAGAACUUUGAAGCAUCCCAGAUUAUCGGUGUUGGAGGAUUCGGUAACGUCUACAUUGGAACCCUCGACGAUGGAACCAAAGUCGCUGUCAAAAGAGGUAAUCCACAGUCUGAACAAGGAAUCACUGAGUUUCAGACAGAGAUCCAGAUGCUUUCUAAGCUCAGACACAGACACUUGGUCUCCUUGAUUGGUUACUGUGAUGAGAACUCUGAGAUGAUCUUAGUCUAUGAGUUCAUGUCCAAUGGUCCAUUCAGGGACCACUUGUAUGGAAAGAACCUUGCUCCUCUAACCUGGAAACAACGACUUGAGAUAUGUAUUGGAUCUGCACGUGGGCUUCACUACUUACACACAGGAACAGCUCAGGGGAUUAUCCACCGUGAUGUCAAAUCCACCAACAUUCUUCUCGAUGACGCUUUAGUUGCUAAAGUCGCUGACUUUGGUCUUUCUAAAGAUGUUGCUUUUGGACAAAACCAUGUCAGCACGGCUGUAAAAGGAAGUUUCGGAUACUUAGACCCGGAAUACUUUAGAAGACAGCAACUUACCGACAAAUCCGAUGUUUAUUCCUUUGGUGUUGUUCUUCUAGAAGCUCUGUGCGCAAGACCAGCAAUCAAUCCUCAGCUACCAAGAGAGCAGGUUAACCUAGCUGAAUGGGCAAUGCAAUGGAAACGAAAAGGACUUCUCGAAAAGAUCAUUGAUCCUCAUUUGGCUGGAACGAUUAAUCCUGAAUCGAUGAAGAAGUUUGCUGAAGCUGCAGAGAAGUGUUUGGAAGACUAUGGUGUUGAUAGGCCAACAAUGGGAGAUGUUCUAUGGAACUUGGAGUAUGCUCUUCAGCUUCAAGAGGCAUUCACCCAGGGAAAAGCCGAAGAGACUGAGAACGCUAAGCCUGGUGUAGGGACACCUGGCUCGGUGCCGGUGUCUGCUCCAUCUCCGAUCGCUCCCUCAGCCACCACCAAUGCAGCGGCUACUGUUCCCGUUUCUUCUAAGGUGGAAGAGAACAAUGGCACAGCCGAGGGUCAGGCCGUGGACGAACACUCUGGAACAGCCAUGUUUACUCAGUUUGCUAACCUUAACGGAAGAUAAAAACAAACUAACAGAUAAUUAAUUUUUAAAAAAAAAAAGACAAAAAGAAUGCACCAAAACGAAUUUGUCGUUAUAAGCAGUAAUUGCAAUAGAAACAUUUGACUUUUUAAGGUGAUAUAUUUGUUUCUUUUUAUGUUUUUUUGGUGGUGAUCGGGGAGACGUGUGAUAUAUCUAUAUUUUGGUGUAUUUUAUCAAAUUUAUAUAUUUUUUGUAUGAAGUGUAAUUUUGUGGGUGGAUAUGUAUAUGUAUGUAUGUGUACUACUAAAUGCUGUGAUGCAUUUACUUAUCCUCCUUUAUUGUAGUUGUUAAUAUCAGGUUACAAAUACAAAUUCACAUUGAAACAUAAGUGUGUGAAUCUUCCUAUGAAAUUUACAUCAUUUGUACACACAAGAAUACAAAAAGUUCUCUUUUUGUAUUCUAAGAAGUUGGUUUUACAGUCUGAACUCUGAGCAUCGAGUAGAACAGAAAAGGUCUGUUUCAGAGUAGAAAUUAGAUCAUCUUUUGUGCAAAUGAAUCUCUUCUCUGAGAAGGUACCUAAACAUUAACUGGGGAACAAUGUGUUCGUUCUCCCAAAGUUCUUGGAAAAAAAGGGUAACCUAUUCUCAUACUCUGUUGUCUAGUGUAAACUCUAGUUAAAGCUGUCACAUUUGAACCUGAAUUAUAUUAAGAAAAGGAACUCAAUGGUUUGUGUGUUGUUAAAUAUUGGGUUCAAGCUUUGAUUCAUUGAAUGGAAUUUUAGUGUUUGGUCAUAGACCUCUGUUAGUUAAUAAAUAAUAAUCAUAGAAACCAUUUCCUUCUUUAGAUGGGUUAAUUUGGUUCUAAUCAGGGAAAGCCAUUAAUUUUUCCAUCGAAUCAUUGUAGAAACCUUGCAAUAUUAUGUAUAUGUAUACUUACACAAUCGUAAAUGUUUGGAUAUCAAACUCUUCACAAGUGUUUGUAGGAGAGGAAGUAUAGGUGAGAAAAGAUUAGGGUCAGUCACAGAUUCUGCAAAAAAUAAGAGAACCAUGAAAGUAAAAUAAAACAUAAACCCAGAAAUAGAAACCAUUCCCUUCAAUUAAGCAAAUGAGUUCUCUUUUUCUCUUUCCUUUUCUCUUCUUAUGUGUAUAUAUAGAAAUGGAUAGCUUAAUUUUUCCCACAAAAGCCAAAGAAAACCAAUUUUUUGUUUUGUUUUUGUUUUUGUUACCUCGUUUAUAUCUAUAAUUAUGGAAAACAUAAGUGGGUUGGCAUUUGACAUGGGAGAGCUAAGAAACAACCUUCCCAAAAAGAGAGGAUUAUCAAGGUACUAUUCAGGGAAGGCAAGAUCAUUCAUUUGUAUCUCAGAUGUAAAAUGCCUCGAAGAUCUCAAGAAACCAACCCAAACUUUUGAUGAUGACGAUGAUGAUGAGGCUUACAAGAAGAGGAAGAAGAAGAACAAGCAAUCAUCUUCAUCUUCAUUUUCUGCUGCUAUUAACAGCAAUGUGAAUUUUUCAAACUACCCUUGUCGAAGAGUCUCUAGUAGCACCCACUGCUCCUCACCUUGUGUUGCUUAGGAAAAAAGAAGAUUACAUUUUCUCAAUUUAUUUAGUAGCCCCUUUGGUUUUAUUCUAAACCCAAUACUGAAAACACAAAUUUCAGUGUGUGGGGGCGUCAUUCAUAUCCAAUUUUGAUUUUCCUUACUGUUUUUUUUUUGUGGUUAUCUUUUCUUCUUGCGCAAAUUAUGUAGAUUUGGAUGUGUUUGUUCCAAUUUGCGUAUAUUUUGUUUGGGACAGAAUGUUGGAAAUCCUUUUGAAUGUAAUCAUACGUACGCAUAGAAAUGAAUAAAUAAGUGGAUAAAAA
Molecule: messenger RNA, 4907 nt
Organism: Arabidopsis lyrata subsp. lyrata
Lineage: Eukaryota; Viridiplantae; Streptophyta; Magnoliopsida; Brassicales; Brassicaceae
Product: probable receptor-like protein kinase At4g39110
Exons: 2
Coding region: 246-3092 (948 amino acids)
Biological process (GO): protein autophosphorylation
Cellular component (GO): plasmodesma; plasma membrane
Molecular function (GO): ATP binding; transmembrane receptor protein tyrosine kinase activity
Source: RefSeq, a predicted model, not a curated record